UGGACGGAUCAGGAAGUGGGCUGAGUGAGUCGGAGAAGCUCGAAUCCCGAAGUCUGAGCUCCAACGAUUGCGGCCGUCUCCAUUCGCCCCCCUCCGCACAAAUUCCGCCACUUGUAACAUUCGGCGUACAUGCUGGGCGGCCUCCCGCUCGCUCGAGGUAGCCACUUUUGUCCGGAUUCGACCGUUUUGCAGCGCCAGAUAUGGCUUCUCUGACUCAGAGAACCUCGGGCCUCGUCCAGCGGCGGACCGAGGCCACCCGUAGCGCCGCCGCCGACAAGGAGAGGGAACCCGACGGGGAGGAGGAGGACGCGCGACGCGGCGAGGAGGACGAGGACGACAAGGGGGACUCGAAGGAGACCCGACUGACGCUCAUGGAGGAGGUUCUGCUCCUGGGCCUCAAGGACCGAGAGGGCUACACGUCCUUCUGGAACGACUGCAUUUCGUCCGGCCUCCGAGGCUGCAUGCUGAUCGAGCUGGCUCUCCGGGGGAGGCUACAGCUGGAGGCCUGCGGCAUGAGGAGGAAAAGUCUGCUCUCGAGAAAGGUGAUUUGCAAGUCCGACGGGCCAACCGGAGAUAUGCUUCUGGACGAGGCCUUGAAGCACAUUAAGGAGACGCAGCCUCCCGAGACUGUGCAAAGCUGGGUAGAGCUGCUGAGCGGAGAGACCUGGAGUCCCUUCAAGCUGCACUACCAGCUGAGGAACGUCCGGGAACGUCUGGCCAAAAACCUGGUUGAGAAAGGUGUCCUCACCACAGAGAAACAGAACUUUCUGCUUUUCGACAUGACCACGCAUCCGCUCACCAACAGCACCAUCAAACAGAGGCUGGUGAAGAAGGUCCAGGACUCUGUUCUGGAGAAGUGGGUGAACGACCCUCACCGCAUGGACAAGCGCGUGCUGUCUCUGAUUCUGCUGGCGCACUCGUCGGACGUGCUGGAGAACGCCUUCGCGCCUCUCCAGGACGAGCAGUACGACCUGGGCAUGAAGAGGGUGCAUACGCUCCUGGAGCUGGAGCCCGAGAAGGAGAGCGCCAAGCCCGGCGCCAAUGAACUCAUGUGGGCUGUGGUGGCCGCCUUCACCAAAUGAGGAGGAAAAACACAUAUUUUUGUUUUUCAGUUUAUUUUUGUUUUGUUUUGUUUUUUAAGCGAGCGAUGCAGUUGGACCCUGAUUCGUUAUUGGAGGACUUCAAAUGAGACUUUAAAGAGACAAUCUAAUUCAGGUCAGGGGGGAGCCAUUUUGUGCGGUCCACGUUGUUGUUAGUAUCCCAGUGCAAACCCCGUUGGUGGUGGGCUUCACCUGGUUCAGGUUAGGGUCAGAUUGGGAACUGAAGGGGACACUACAGGACACACAGAAGGAGAAAAUGGCUGCUGUCGCCAUGGUGACUCAAUGAAGGAAGCUUCAUCUUCCUGAUCCCGUGCAGAACAUUCAGCCAAUCAGGAGGCGGACGACUACAGAUAACCGUUUGAGCAUAUCGUCCAUAUGCUUGUUAUCCAGCUGAAGGUCCAUGUAUGUGUACGCUCUUUGUUCUCACAAGUAACAUAAUUCAGUGCACCACAACUAGGGAUCUUGGAAUUGCAUUGAAAUGAGUUGAGGAGCUUCAUUUGGACAAAAGUAGUGCUUUGCCACCAUUUUGUGGCAUCUAUAGACAAUUCUAAACCUUUUGGAGGGGGUCAGUGACGAAUAGUGGGGGAACACUGUACUGCCUUCCGCUACUGUAUGACGUUUGAGCACUUUGGGAUACUAGUAGGACUGUUAUUAGUGAGGCAAAGCUAGUGGGCAUUUUGGUAUUGUUAGUAGGGUCUAGGACAUGCCAACUAGUUGACCCUCGUAGUGUUACCACUAGUGCAACAAAGUAGUUUUCAACUAAGGUUUAGUUGCGUACCAGUAAGCCAAAAGUGGCACUUGUAGUGGAAAAAACGUUUCUAGUAAGACACAAUCGUUCUACUAGUGCACUGAAUUGUCUUACUCGUGAGGUCAAAAAGCGUACUAGUGCAUGGAUCUUAUGCUGGAUAUCAAGGAUCUCGAAUAAACAUAUAUUCAAAUGCUUAAAAGCUGUUUGAGCAUUUAUUCAAUAUCCAUGCUAUCCAGCUUAUGGUUGUACUUGGUGGCCAAAAGUGGCAACCGUAGGGGAAAAUACUUUACUUGUAAAACACAGUCACUCUAUUAGUGCACUCUCGUCGUUCAACUAGUGCCCUGAAUUGUUUUACUCGUGAGAAUAAAGAGCGCACUAGUACAUAGACCUUGGACCUCGAAAAAAUGCUCAAACGGCUGCCCAUAGAUGACCUUUCCCAUGAUGCCGCUCCCUGGUGGUGGUGUUUAUUGUAUAAUUUUUUUUCAUUUCAAUUUUCCCUUCACGGCAUCUUGAGAUACACAAUUGGGCGUCCACUUCUGCAUCUCGUAGUUUGCCAUUCAUCAAGUGUUUUUGCGCAGCUCCGUAGGUAGUCCGUGAAAGGGAGUGUUCACCCCCUCGAAGAUAUAGAAAAAAAAUAUUGAAAUAUUUUAUCUUCAGCUACAGACGACGAGUAAGUCAUUCCACAGAGUGGUGAGGGUCAGCCCGAUCUCGCUCUCUUUAAAAGCUAUUUACUUUCUUUGACGCAUUCGUAUAAGCGGCUGUGAACGCGCGUGCCUCGCUGUGAUGUUUGUUUAGUCGAGGUAGUCUGCCUUUUUUUCACGUGCUAACCGCUUCGAGGUGAUAAAACGGAACCUCCAAAGUCCAACACAACGCAGCACCUCCUCCCCAUAUAAAAUGAAAUCAACCAACAAUGUUACAGGUGGAUCUCAAUAAAUUUGAAUAUAUUGGAAUAGUUCAUUUAUUUCAGUAGUUCAAUUCAAAAAGUUACUCGUUCAUUAAACAGAAAGUUUUUUUUUUUUUUUAGUUCUAAUUUCCUAACAAAAAUAAACGAUUUCAUAUUGUUUCAUGAUUCUGUAUAAUACAGUAUUCCAUAAGGUCCGAGCCCAGUCGCGAAUAGCAAAAAAAAAAAAAAAAAAACGCAAGUAAUUUACACUAUAAUUGCCUAUAGAUGCCAUAAGAUGCGCCAAAGCACUACAUUUCUAUUAGAGAGGGCUUUGGCUCUAUCUUGGGGGAUCUUUUAAAAUCAGUUUAUCUAAUUAUUAUUAUUUUGUAAAUAACUGGGCAAAGAAAAUUCCCCAGAAAAUCCGCAAAUAGGCAAAUUCACGAGUAGCAAAUCGUGAGUCGGAAUGGGAACACUAUCAGAGUUUUACUAUUUCAAUUAACCCACUAAAAUAUUUUCUAUGGUCUAAUUUAUAUCAAUGAAACCUGUAUUGUUGAACACAAAACAAAAGUGCAUGUUACAGCUAGCAUGAGAAGCUAACAUAGCAACUAGCUAGCCCACAUUUUUACUCCAAGCAGACUGACUCGAAUGCCCGACAGUAGUUGCAGGAGAUCUAGUUUGAAGCUUUUUGUUGGCAAAAAGAAACAAAAGCUGAAAACAGGAAGUACAAACCUACCAAAGUAAAAGCAGUAAUACUGGUUAUCACUGGAUGAAAGUACUUGGACACAGAAGGAGCCUUUUUUUGGAUUUGGAAUGCCAACGGUUACAUUCAGUACAUAUAAAAUCGAAUGUACUGGAAAACAAUAUGUGCGUGAAACAAAGUGCAUUUUGGGUGCUAGCGUGAGAUGCUAACAGCUAGUCUACGUCUUGACUUGCUGCUGCUCGUGAAAUAGAAGGACUCCGAGGGGGGGUGGGUCCUAUAAAAACCCUCAGACGCUGUCUUUCGAGUUCUGAAUGUUAAACAUUCUGUCAGGCAAAAUCAACCGCUUGCAUUAUAAAAACGGAACGCGUGUAACACAACGUGCACAGGGCGGCUAGUGCAAAAAGCUAAUGUAGCUAGUCUAGGCAAAUUUUCCUAAACUUUUUGGGACUUUGGAGGUUCUGCCACUGUACUUUAUUUUCAUUUUUAGGGUUGUUUUCUGGGAGGGAAGGUUGAGGGGGGUUGUUUCCUUUUUUUUUUUUUUUUUACAUCAGCGUAAACUCUAUGAAGAGGCCCAACGAAGUUAAAGAUCAACGAAAGGGACCUCAUUUUUGUGUUUGUUAUAUGGUGCAGGGUUGAGAAAAAGAGGUUAAGAGGAUUUCCAUUUGUUUGUUGGCAUUUAUAUCCUUCCAUUCCCGCACCGCAACAUCCAAAGGUGAAAGAAAGACGGAACAAAGGGCUGUUUGCAUGCAACAGGGAGAUGUAGCUCCACAAGAAGACUGCGUCGUCUGUGUAAUAAUUCUGAUUAUUCGUCGUUUUAUGUGUUCAAGCUAACGGAAUUGUACACACAAAAAAAGGGAUCUUCUCUUUCUGUCCUCUCUCUCUGUAUGCUUUUGUAUUACCACAUGAAAAUAAAGUAAAGGAUUCUUUAA
Molecule: messenger RNA, 4360 nt
Organism: Phycodurus eques (leafy seadragon)
Lineage: Eukaryota; Metazoa; Chordata; Actinopteri; Syngnathiformes; Syngnathidae
Product: Golgi phosphoprotein 3-like
Exons: 5
Coding region: 201-1082 (293 amino acids)
Biological process (GO): Golgi organization; Golgi vesicle budding; Golgi to plasma membrane protein transport
Cellular component (GO): trans-Golgi network; Golgi cisterna; cytosol
Molecular function (GO): phosphatidylinositol-4-phosphate binding
Source: RefSeq, a predicted model, not a curated record